GGCACAUUUGUGUGCCAUGAGAGAUCAUCAGGUGUGUCGCUGGGAAUUAUCCAAUUUUACUUAAUUGGUCCAACAAUGAAGCGGCACGGUGGGCCGACUGGUUAGAGCGCCAGCCUCACAGUUCUGAGGACCCGGGUUCAAUCCCCGGCCCCGCCUGCGUGGAGUUUGCAUGUUCUCCCGUGCCUGCGUGGGUUUUCUCCGGGCACUCCAGUUUCCUCCCACAUCCCAAAAACAUGCAUUAAUUGGAGACUCUGAAUUGCCCGUAGGUGUGACUGUGAGUGCGAAUGGUUCUUUGUUUGUAUGUGCCCUGCGAUUGGCUGGCAACCAGUUCAGGGUGUACCCCGCCUCCUGCCCGAUGACAGCUGGGAUAGGCUCCAGCACGCCCGCGACCCUAGUGAGGAGAAGCGGCUCAGAAAAUGGAUGGAUGGGUCCAAAAAUGAUUUACUACAAAUGUAUAUUUUGUUCAUCUAUUUAUGCCAGUGACGUAUUGUGACAGGCAGAACCUUUCAAAUGCUCGUCUACCAGAUUGCAAAGGGUACAUAACAAUUUGCCUCUGUAUCCACUUUUUGUUUGAUGGUGUGGUUGCCAUUUUUCACAUUUAAGAUGUGUUGUUGGCGCAAACGUCUAGAAACACUGCUGUUUGAAUUUGGGUUUCAUUGGACAUUCACCAUGCUCCACCUUGUGCUUAUAACACGAAGCUGCACUUAUAGGACUGAAUAAAUCAGAACUUUAAUCACACGCCUACAAAAGGUUCGUAAUGCUCUUUUAAAAUGUUAUCGAUUAGAAGGCAGAAAACAACUCGCUGGCGGACUUUUUUUCCUCGUUUUUUUAAAAAAAUAUUUUUUUUUUUGCUUUAUUUUAUUUUAUUUAAAUUUUUUAAGCCCGUCCUAACGGACUUUUCGCACCUUGAGAGGUUGCCACCCGCAGGAGGCGCCGUAUCGAAAGUAAUGUGUUGGUGCGUCUCCAUGGUGACCCGGAGCCACAUGAUUUGCAUAUGUUGAAGAAAAUUGUCAUGAGGUCUUUCCACGCGGCUUGUUGAGGCAUCAUCCAUGGAGAAGAAGCUGAACUCCCACACUCUGUUCAGCUGCUGGACCCCGUUGAGCAACCACAUCGAGAACAUGCAGUUAUUUGAAGAAAGGAUCAGUUUAGUGCUCCACUGGUUUGAUCUGUGGACUGACCGACAGAGGAAACACAUGCUGCAUUCUCUUCUCACACGAUGCACCAAGCCUCAGCUCAGGUACUGUAGAGAUCUGCUGACUGAAAAACUUCCGUUGACCCAAGCGGAUUUCACAGCGAUGCUACCCCGUUUCCUGUCACUUUACAUCAUGUCCUUCCUGCCCCCUCUGGACCUUUGCUCUGCCGCCCAAGUCAGUUGGCACUGGAGGGUUCUAUCUGAACAGGACUGUCUGUGGGCGAGGCGCUGCAUACGACAAGGUUGGUUUCUUCCCUACACACCCGGAGAAAAAGAGUUUGGCGCUUGGAAGAACCACUUCAUCUCUUGUCUCAACACACUGGACUGGCUGACUCCUCGUGAGGCAGCACACCAGUACCGGACAUUUAACCAACCAUGUGAAGAGGUAGAAGAAGAAGAGGAGAGACUAAAAGAGAGCAGAAUGAGGCAGAUGAUCAGAGCAAAUAUUCAAGAGGAGAAGAGAAUAGCAAUGAGAACCAGGAAAGGCUGGAGCAGCAGCACAAAGUUGGGGGAAUCUAGAAGUCAUAGCAUCCAGAGCCAAACAACCAUCCUUGGGACAAUAUUCAGGACCUCUGGACCUCCUGGCUUGAGUCUGUCCACAAGCAGUGGCCUGAGCUUGGAGAAAAACAUGAGCAGAGUUAGUGGCCCGCUGUCUAACUACAUCUCCAGACCUGCACCACUACAGUCCUCCAGCAUCUACAGACAUCCUGCAACCUGCUUGCUGUUGGUCUCGAAUAGAAUUCCUGCUUACGAGCUGGUGCUGAGCGGCGUCAAGGCAGAUGUAAUUGUGGUCCUCUACGACCACCGAGGGACCCUGUCGGCACUGUUGUGCCAGGUGGAGGGGGCUGUUUCUGGGCGCACCUUUCAAAGGCUCGGCCUGUUAGCACCUGGAGGAACAGAGGAAAUCCACCUAUUUCACAACAGCUGUUUAUCAGACAGAACCCUUCUCACUCCAGCCCACCGAGAUUUCUGGGAAAAACUGUCCAUGCUAGUGGCCCCUGCUGAGCAAAGCGGUGGGAUAGACAUUUUCUCGCCAUGUGCGGCAUCAACCUCAGGCAUGGCAUUCAUGCAGAAGCUUGCCGCUGUUACAGGUCUGAAGGUUUGGGCACCAAUGGGUCUCGCCACUGGAAGUUUUCAAAAUAGUGUUUGUUACCCAUCCUCAGUCUUUGGUGAUUGGUCUGAUGGUAGUAUCAGUGCCAUCGGGCUCUCCGACCCACAACCGGGAGGGCCAGCGCUCCAUUACAUCAGUGAGCCAGUCCUGCAGGGCUGGUGCAGACAGGUACAGUGGAUGGAGGAAGCACUCGGGGAGAUGAAAAGCUGUCUGGAUUUCCGGCUUCAGCAGGUUGGCCUUCAAGCCUGGGGCAGAGCUCUGGGUCAUUCAUUGUGGGAGAGAGUCCGUCUUGAGGAUCUGUGUUUGUCCGAAGACCUUAGCAUGGCGCUCACUGAAGGACUCACUGUUCUCACCAAACAGGAAGAGAUGAGACCGUUUGAGUUUCUCGCUGCCUUCCUGACGAAAUGGAGUGACGAGGAGGAGGCCAGAGAGGAAAAACAAGUGUCUCAAUGCUCUCUGGUGUCAGGGCAUCCUCAGACGCAUUUUGACUGGAGAGGAGUCAUUGUCAGAGAGCUGCAACUCAGCGAAUUUCUGUACAUCAGCAGACUGAGUGCUCUUGUGAAGGCAUACCAGGAGCCUCUCACAGCAGCCCUCAAUUCCAACAGAGCCAUUCUCAGCUUUGCGGACAUGCAUGUUGUGCUGAGCCCCAUUGCACAAAUUCUGGACCUCAACAGGGGGUUCAAGGUAGAUUUAGAUGCCAGACUGCAGCAGUGGGGUGCAGAGCAGUGUGUUGGCGAUGUGUGCGUGAAACUGUGCACACACUUCAGAGUGUACACAAACUACCUCAACAAUUACACAACUGCUCUAAGUACCAUUGACAAGUGCAGGGAUGCAAAGCCAGCAUUUCGAGCUUUCUUGAAGAGAACUGACAGAACUCUUGCAACACACAUGCUGAGUUUACAGGAGCUGCUGCUGUGUCCAGUGUGGAGAAUCCAGGAGUACACAACUCUGCUGCAAGCUCUGACUUUGCAUACACAUGACAGUCACCCUGAUCACACACACCUCUCCUCUGCCCUUAACACCAUGCAGCGAUACACAAAGUUCAUCCAAAAUCUGAAGCGCAACUGUGAAAGAGACCGGCUGUUGGAGGAAACCCAGCAGAUGAUCCAAGACUGUCCGAGGCUCAGAGAGGGAAACCGUCAGUUGAUAACCAGUCAGGAAGCUGCUUUGCUAUACAGCCCCAAUGACCACAUACCAGAGUCUCUCAGGACCUACGAGCAUGUGGCAGAUGUCAGCCUCUUCCUGUUCUCUGAUAUGUUGGUGUUGACGCGGAGGAAAAAGCAGCACACACCUUUCACAGUAGUGCACAGGAGCACACACACGUUCCUCGCCUCUGUGACGCUCGCCAGUCUGACUGUGAGGAGGAUCACGCACUCACGUUAUGUGAAGCACGCCUUCAUCCUGGAGGGGCCUUCACGCUCUUGGGUUUGUGCCACUGAGCGAGGCGAUCAGAUGAAGCACUUCCUGUGCGUGCUGAGCAGUGCCAUGCAAACAACGCUGACAUCCACGUGAUCAGCAACAGGAUGACAAUGCGAGGACAGGAGGAGAUUUGAACAAGUUGGACUUGAAGUGUCAAGGAAUCUCAAGCAAAAACAUUUAAUGAUGCAACAUGAAUACUUUUUAAAGUAUAACAUAGCACAUACGGAAGGUUUCAGUGUGCUUCACUUUUUCCACAUUUUGUUAUGUUACAGCCUCAUUCUAAAAUUGUAUACAUGUAUUUUUUUCCUCAAAAUUCUAGACACACUCCAUAAUAACAAUAUGAAUAAAUUGUUUUACCUUUUAGCAAAUUUAUUGGGCAUAACAAAGAAAUCACCUUGUACAUAUGUAUUCAUAGCCUUUGUUGAAUGUAUUCCAUUUUAGAAUGAGGCUAGAGCAUAAGAAAAGUGAAGUAUCAUUCUGAAUACUUACUGGAUGGACUGUUUUUUACUAUUAACCAAUGCUUCUGUAGCAUUUAUGGUGAAGAUGAAUUUGAAACGUGUGUGUGUGUGUAUGAUACAGUAUAAAAGGUCUUUAUUGAACCAGGAGGGAAAAACAACUAUUUAGACUUUAAAGUGUGAUGCAGCUGCAUUUUGUCACCUGUUUUACACAUUUACAUUUUUUUAUUGCCACUUAUUAAAAAAAAGAAAAGUUUGUCUUCAUCUGUUUUUUUUU
Molecule: messenger RNA, 4454 nt
Organism: Phyllopteryx taeniolatus (common seadragon)
Lineage: Eukaryota; Metazoa; Chordata; Actinopteri; Syngnathiformes; Syngnathidae
Product: epithelial cell-transforming sequence 2 oncogene-like
Exons: 21
Coding region: 1050-3815 (921 amino acids)
Molecular function (GO): guanyl-nucleotide exchange factor activity; protein binding
Source: RefSeq, a predicted model, not a curated record